GGCUCAGGCCGUUCAGUGUGCCGCGAGCCUCCGUAGCGUGCGGGUGUAGUUGCGCGUGUUGUGUUGUAUCGAUCGUCGGUCAUGGCGAGGUCUAUCUAACAUAUGGUAGCUCUGCCGUGUCCUACCGUGGCCCCAGGCAGCGUGAACAUGGUGGCGUGGGCGCUAUGGACGCUUCUACUCCUAAGCGGGCUGGUCCACGCCCACGCCAGCGGUCUGGACGGAGGACGAAGGUUCAGUGGCGACGUGAGUGACGACGAGGUGAUAAUCGACAAACUCAAGGACUUCUGGAACAGCCGCCAGCGCGCUCUCCACCACCUGGGCCCCGUCUCCGGACAGGCCGCCCCCUCACGCCCCAGACACCAGCUGGCCCCCGCCCUCUCCAGUCCCCCGGCCCCCUCCCGCCUCAGCCACCAGAAGUCCGGGGAGAAGAUCCAGUUCGCCGUCACCCCGAAGGACCCCCGCUACUACCUCCCCGCCACGCCUCCCCGCCACGACGAGGACUCUGCGACCGCCGCCGAGAUCCUCCCCUACUACUCCCCCGACCUCAGCCUCGCGCCGCGCCUGGACUACCCCGGCGACCUGCUGCAGUACCCGGACGAUGACCUUCAGUACCCCUCUGAGUACCCGGGGCAGUACAGGCCACAGUACCCCCAGCAGGAGCCUCGCCGCCCAAGCUACCUCAGCCGGCAGGACCUACCCUACCCUGCCCUCUAUCCUCCUGGCCUACAGGAUCCCCGGCUGCUAAGAGAGGAUGAGGUGGAAGAGGAGGAAGAGGCAGUGCGUGGCGAGGUGGAUGCGGCGAGGGAGGCGUUCAGGAAGGGUCUGCUGGAUGAGGGCGACUACGCUGGUGAUGACAGUCAACUGAUGAUGAAGAAAGGCGAGAUAGCGGGAGAGGAGGAGGCCGUUAAGGAUGAUAAGGAUGUGGAUGCUGAAGCCCUCACCUCGCCGCCCCCAGCCAAUGCCGCCACCUCGCAGCCGGAGACGAUGAACUACAUGCACCUUCGUCGGGCGCCAGUAGCCAACCAAGAGGCGGCCUACAUCGUUCAACACCCACCGGGAUCCAACCAUCAGGCCCAGCUCUCCGACCUCACUUUCACAGCGCUGGUGGCGGGCUGCACGGCCGUGGCGGUGUGCGGCGUCGUAGGUGCCGGGCUCUGCUGGUACAGGUGAGUACAGCCUUGCGUCAACCUGGUGGUGGGGAGAGAAUUUGUUAUGUUUUUUAUUUAUUUAGUAGU
Eriocheir sinensis (Chinese mitten crab) is the source of this 1235-nucleotide messenger RNA. RefSeq lists its product as uncharacterized. Bases 103 to 1170 code for a protein of 355 amino acids. The record is from RefSeq and is a predicted model, not a curated record. Lineage: Eukaryota; Metazoa; Arthropoda; Malacostraca; Decapoda; Varunidae. The transcript has 5 exons.